AAAGGCUAUUUUGCAGUCUCGUCUCACAAUGGCAUAGUAAUCUCCAGGUGACCUGCUCGUCGCAACUCAGCUGCAUCAUUUUCCCUGCAUUCGCUGGCACGAAGCAGUGACAGAUAUCCUGUCGACAUGCACCUCUCCUUCACAGCACUGGCUGCUCUUGCAGCUUCGCCCACCGUCGUGGGCCACCUCGUCAUGCCUUCCAGCCACCGCAGCGGUCCUCUGCAGCCUGAAAACCUCGGUUGGGUCUUUGCUCGUGAUAUCCAGGUCCAAGACGACGUGGUUCCGCCGUUCCUGCCGCGGCAGCAGAAGCCACUCAGCAAACCGUCCACAGCCUAUGCCACACCCGGCAGGUUCACCGUCAGCGAGCAGACAGAGGACAUAUGCAAUGCUGGCGGUCGCCAGUGGACGGGCUGGGUCGAUGUGUCUCCAGAGAAGAGCCUCUUCUUUUGGUUCUUUGAGAGUCGUGACGAUCCCGCCAACGAUCCUGUGACCGUCUGGCUCAAUGGUGGCCCUGGGGGUUCUUCCAUGAUGGGCCUCUUCUCUGAGAUUGGCCCUUGCCUGGUUGAGGAGGAGGGUGGCGAGACCGUCAGGAACGAGCACAGCUGGACAAAUUUUGCAAAUGUACUCUUCAUCGACCAGCCUGCCGGUGUUGGCUUCUCCCGCGUCCGUAAUGGCACCGUCGGCGGUCCAGACAACGAGCUCGAGGCCGCGCAAGACUUUGAUCGCUUCCUACACAUCUUCUUCACGGAAGUUUUCCCACAGUUCUCCCAUCAGCCCUUCCACAUUUCCGGCGAGUCCUUUGCGGGUCGCUACGUGCCCGGAUUUGUCGACUACAUCACGAAGCAGCAAAAGCGCGGCAUGCCCGGCACGUUCGCCUCCAAGAUCGAGUCAAUCAUCCUGGUCGACGCCGUCAUUGACAUCAUCCGGUCCGGCGCGAUUGGGCUGUACGACCACAUGUGCCGCUUCAACGCGGACGGAACCAACGUCGUGCGGACAGGGUUCAACGCCUCGACGUGCCGCGAAAUUGAAAUUGCCGUUCCCGAAUGUGACAAGCUGCAGGCUCUCUGCGUCAACACGCUUGACGCUAACCUGUGCAAGUACUCCCAUGGCUUCUGCGGGUUUUAUAUAGACAGCCGUCUGGACCCUCACGAUGACGGCGGGCGGUACCUGUACGACGACCGGCUCAUAUGCGAGGGGGAGCAGCCCCUAUGUGGCGUCACGCACUACGACUCGUAUCUGAAUAGGGAGAAGGUGCAGAAGGCGUUGGGCAUCGAGGGCAGGCAUUGGAACUACACCUCCAUCAACCUUGAUAUGAACUCGCGCUGGGCGUCCAGUGGCAGCAUGUUUGUGCCAAGUUGGCGCGAGACGAGCUACAUCCUAGACGAGACGGAGACGCGGAUCCUGGCGGUGAACGGGAACAAUGAUAUCAUCGUGAACACCGAAGGGCAGAAGCGGGUUUAUGACUCAAUUCCCUGGACGCACCAGGCCAAGUAUCGCAUGACCAAGUUUGCGGACUGGUUCUGGCUCGAGACUUCUGCGGGGGAGGCCGGUGGCUCCGCGAGCAAGACGCACAAGGGUGGUGAGUUCAAGUCCGUCGGGAGGAAGCUUGCGUUUGCGUCCGUCGACGAGGCUGGACACACGUCGCCGGGUGACCAGAAGGAGGCUGUGGGGUUCUUGGUUAAGUGCUGGUUUGGCAAGGCCGGCAAGGAGGAAGGUUGUCCUGUAUGAGGACAGCUGUGGAUGUGGCGGGCCCUCGGGACAACUUAUAAAAAGCGAGCCCUUGAACUGCUGCUCAAAAUGCUUAGCUGUUAUCAGUCUCCCAACCUCUGAACCUCUGGACCUCUGAACCCUCUGAGCCCCUGGAGCUCUGGCUCUCUAGCUCUUGGACCGUCUGAACCCGGUAUUCCCUGGAUGAGCACAGUCUGGACACAAAUCAAUGCUCCCUCAGAGUCGUAGACUACU
Microdochium trichocladiopsis is the source of this 1962-nucleotide messenger RNA. Its product is annotated as Alpha/Beta hydrolase protein. The coding region runs from base 127 to 1728 and encodes 533 amino acids. NCBI's taxonomy places the organism in Eukaryota, Fungi, Ascomycota, Sordariomycetes, Xylariales, Microdochiaceae. Gene Ontology annotation, cellular component: fungal-type vacuole. The transcript has 5 exons. Gene Ontology annotation, molecular function: serine-type carboxypeptidase activity. The record is from RefSeq and is a predicted model, not a curated record. Gene Ontology annotation, biological process: proteolysis.